UAGACCCCGGGCUGUGGGGCUGGGCUGGCUCUGGUGGCUCUGAGGAGGAGGCCUCAGGUUUCUCUUCCCGCGCUGCCCGAGGCCUUGCCCAGCUCCGCAGGCUCUCUCGUCGCUGGUUGAACGCUCCCACGCUGUCCUCCGUCUAAUAGCAGUGACGUCUGGGGGCAUCUGCGGGUCUGGAACGCGCCUGUUCAGCCGCUCUGGACACAGAGAUGCCGAGACCUCCGGCGGCUAGAAGGGCCCCGGGGACGGAGGGCGGGCCUGCCGGGGGCCCGGGGUACAGAGAUGCGAGACCUCCCGGUGCCUAGAAGGGCCGCGGGCGCGAGGAAGGGGAGCGAGCUCUGCUGCCGUCCGCCGCUUUGUUCUGUGCUUCGGCGAGGGACACGCGGCCGCCGUCCGUGCCUCGGCUCCGGGAGCGAAGGGCUCCCGCGGGGGGCGCGGUCCCGCGUCCCGGGAGGGCGGCCUUGUCCAGCGUCUCCUCUGCCUGCUGUGGGGUAUGACAGGAGCCGCCGAGGCUGUCGGGGUCCAGGCUCUCCCAGGCCUACCCAACCGCGGACUGUCUGGCUGCUUGGCCAGUGAAGACACUGGGGUUGGGAGGAGUGGUGACUCAAGGAACGCGUGCGUUGAGCCCACAGAGGCCAGAUCUCUGCUGGGCAGGUGGUUUGGAGUGAGGCUGCUCACGGUGCCUGGGAAUAAGGUGCUCUGCUCUUGAACACUCACCCUUCCACUUGAGAUCCUGUGAUCUACUACAUCUUGUCUUCCUUGAAUAAUUCUUACCCUGUUACAGAGAAACUGGGGCACGCGCAUUUCCUCUUUCUCCUGGCAGAUGGUGAAAUGGACUAUCAUUCUAAUGGAGCUAUCAUUCUAAGUCAUUCCUGAAAAAUCAGAAUCACAUGCUGCCCUCAAGAGAAUUCCACAUAAGUGUUGCCAAGAAAAUAAAAAAAUUCUAAAAGACAAGACUAGGAGAGCCACUGGAAUGCCCCUAGCAGGACAAGAUGAGGAGAAAGACGAGAAAGUUCAAACGUACGACGUUUGAAGAUAGUAAAUCAGCCAGAGGAGGGAGUGACCAAGAUUGUGAAGAUGAUGGUAGUCAGUGCUGUGACUCUGCCACAGAUGAGCGAGGUCAUGGUGAAAAGAGACAGUAUGUGUGUACUGAGUGUGGAAAAGCCUUUAGUCAGAGCGCCAACCUCACCGUGCACGAGCGAAUCCACACAGGAGAGAAGCCUUACAAGUGUAAGGAAUGCGGGAAAGCAUUCAGUCACAGCUCCAACCUUGUGGUCCAUCGGAGAAUCCACACUGGCCUGAAGCCCUACACAUGUAGUGAGUGUGGGAAAGCCUUCAGUGGUAAGUCACACCUCAUUCGGCACCAGGGCGUCCACAGUGGAGAGAAAAUAUUCGGAUGUAAGGAGUGUGGGAAAGCUUUCAGUCGGAGUUCAGGACUUAUUUCUCAUCACAGGGUUCACACUGGUGAGAAGCCCUACACUUGUGUGGAGUGUGGGAAAGCGUUUAGUAGGAGUUCAAACCUCACUCAACACCAGAGAAUGCACAGAGGAAAAAAGGUUUACAAGUGUAAAGAGUGUGGGAAGACAUGUGGUUCCAAUACAAAGAUUAUGGACCAUCAGAGGAUUCACACCGGGGAGAAGCCCUACGAGUGUGACGAGUGUGGAAAAGCCUUCCUGUUGAGGAAGGCGCUUAAUGAACACCAGAGACUCCACCGCAGAGAGAAACCUUACAAAUGCAACGAGUGCGGGAAAGCUUUCACUUCCAACCGCAACCUUAUAGAUCAUCAGAGAGUUCACACUGGAGAGAAACCUUACAAAUGUAACGAGUGUGGGAAAACUUUCAGGCAGACAUCUCAAGUCAUUUUACAUUUGAGAACCCAUACCAAAGAGAAGCCAUAUAAAUGUGUCGAGUGUGGGAAAGCCUACCGCUACAGCUCACAACUUAUUCAACAUCAAAGGAAACAUAACGAAGACAAAGAAACCCUAUUAUUUACCAGCCAGGUGUGAGGGCACACUAGUCCCAGCAUUUCGGAGGCACUGACGAGGAGAUCUCUGUGAGUUUAAAGCCAGCCUGGUCUACAUAAUGAGUUCUAGACUAAACCAGGGCCAAAGUGAGACCCUGUCUUAGGAAAAAAAGAAAAAUUGGCAAUAAUGUUAAUUGCUACUUUUCUGAAAACUAGAUUUUUAAUAACAACAAACAAUUCUGCUUCUAAGAAUCCAUACAGGGAAAGUAAUAAGUGCCUAGAGUUUAAAAAAGUGGAUAUUCAUGCAUCGUACCUAACUGGAGGAGGAAACAAACAAAGCCACCAGAACUAGGUGAUUGCACGUGCAGCAUGAGGGAUUGGCAGGCUGCUACAUCAAGUUUCUGAAGCUCCUGUUCCUAAAGGACUUUCAUGUACGCCCUGGGAGAAAUUUCUGGAUACAAUGGAAAAUGAAAAAAUGAACUAGCCAGACAAAAUACUUAUGCCUAGGAAAAACAAGAAAAGAGCAAGAGGACUAAAUCUAAAUUUUAACAAUGAUUAUCUCUGGGUGAUAGGUUGUAGGUGAUUUUUAUUUUAUUCUGUAUACUUUUCUAUGAUCUCUAGAUUUUCUACAAUGAAAGCAUUCAUUACUUUUAUAUUUAAGAAAAAUUAUGAUCUAUUUUAAAUGAGUACAUAUUCAUUUGUAUUUAGUAUUGGUAGGAAAAGUACCUGUUAGGUAGUCUGAAAAAUCUUGGGAUUCUGCCAGACGGUGGUAGCACACUCUUUUAAUCCCAGUAUUCAGGAGACAGAGAAAGAGGCGGAUGGAUCUCUGUGAGUUCAAGGCCAGCCUGGUCUACAAACCAAGACCCAGGACAAGACAGCCAGGGCUACAUAGAGAAACCCUGUCUCAGAACAAAAACAACAACCUUGGGAUUCUCCCUAAUACUGGCACUCAGGGGAAGUGGAAUUAUGAGCAAAUCCAUUUAUUUUUGAAUCCAGUUCCUAUUAAUGAAACUGGCACUGCCUGUGUUCUCGGCAGUUUUGAGAUGCAUGGACUCUGUCAUUACCGCUAGGUUAGAAGAGCGCAGCAGGGAAAAUUAGUGCACCUCCUUUUCCUGUGUGAUAAAGAAUCCCCACGUGAUGGACAGCUGCUUGAGCGCCGUUCUUCCAGCAGAUGUCUAGACAUUGGAGGGGGGCGAGUUUUUCUCUUAACGAGCUGGAGAAAUUGUAGACUCAAAAACUAGAAAGUGGAGAACUUUGCCUUCAUCAUGUUAUGUGGGGUGAGUGGAUGAAAUACAGCUGGUCCAGGAGAUCCGGUCCUGCCCACUUGCCGAGUGCCAACCUACCCACGUUGGACAAACGACUUUGCUGCUCAGACUAGACUGUUCACCUCAGAGGGUUCCCAUGAGGAUAAAGUGAGACGAUGCCAACCCUGGUACAUGGCAGAAACAAACAGCUCUUGUGACGGUUAUUGGAGCCAUGUUUCUGAACACUUGAGAAAUCAAAUAACUUAAGAGAUGUAGCAUUUAGGAUAUUUUCAGGAUUCCAGUAAUAGCUUACAUCUUUAAAAUAUUCAGGUUUUUUUGUUUUUGUUUUUUGUUUUUCUUUUUGUGUUUGUUUUUGAGGAGGUAGUCUAGAAUUAAGCAGUUUGUACUUGUUUUUGUAACUCAGAAGUUCCUCAGACUUGCAAUAACCCCAUACAUGUUUUAUCAGAUUGUUUUCAUUUUUCAUUAUCUCAUAGUUGCAAGCCAUGGGCCACAGCUGCAUGCUUCUUCAUACAGCUUCUCCAAAGAUCGGGUGCGAGGGAUGGAACAAGAUUUAUUAUGUAUAAAGGGUUCUGCCUGCAUGUAUGCCUGCACACCAGAAAAGGGCACCAGAUCUCAUUACAGAUGGUUGUGAGCCACGAUGGGGUUGCUGGGAAUUGAACUCAGGACCUCUGGAAGAGCAGCCAGUGCUCUUAACCAUCUCUCCAGCCCCAGAACAGAACAUCUUUAUAUAGCUUAUUACUAUUAAAAAACAAACAACAUGUUUCCUCAAAUGGGACAGUAUGCUAUUACAAAUGCAACCGGAUUUCCCAGUAUUGAAUGUGAGACCUGGCCAACCCCUAUGCCACUUGCUUGUAACACCCCAUCUUUACUGCAAGCUUAAGGAAGGUUUUAGCCUAUCUUUAGUCACUAUCAAAACUUUCAAUCCCCUAGUUCAGAAUCUGCCUAGCUAUAUUUAGCAUCUCUCUAUUACUAAUUCUUUUUGUAUAUAAUAAAUUCCAUAAGUCAA
This is a messenger RNA of Psammomys obesus (fat sand rat), 4237 nucleotides long. RefSeq names its product zinc finger protein 660. Gene Ontology annotation, biological process: regulation of transcription by RNA polymerase II. Gene Ontology annotation, molecular function: RNA polymerase II cis-regulatory region sequence-specific DNA binding; DNA-binding transcription factor activity, RNA polymerase II-specific. The transcript is spliced from 3 exons. Lineage: Eukaryota; Metazoa; Chordata; Mammalia; Rodentia; Muridae. The record is from RefSeq and is a predicted model, not a curated record. Bases 996 to 2009 code for a protein of 337 amino acids.